CCUAAGUCCGUGCGAUAAUCACCACUGAUGGUGACGUAGCACUUCGCCGUGGUGUCAACCGACGUAGAAGAUAACCUCAAUCUUAUGGUCACGAUUAAAUUUUGCAAUUUACACCAUUUACAUUGUAUAUAGAUAUGAAAAUUCCUUGCAAUUGAUCAUUUUUUUCGCGAAGUCUGUUGUAUAAGUGUGCACAAGGUUUCUAAAACGUUGUAUGCGUAGGUCUUAUUGUGAAUAACUAGCAUGUCAAAAAUGAAAAAUAUUUUUAAGUUUUUCUUACUAGUGUUACUUAUUUGCAUACCGAAUGCAAAUUGUUCAAAGCCUGAGGAAAAACCUAGUUGGGCUAAAAAGGACAUUCGUGAUUAUACGGAUGCAGAUAUGGAGAGGUUAUUGGACCAGUGGGAGGAAGGUGAUGACCCUUUAGAGCCAGAUGAACUUCCAGAACACCUUCGCCCGAGCCCAAAAAUUGACUUGGCAAAGCUUGAUAUGACGAAUGCAGAUAAUGUCAUUAGAGCAACUAAAAAAGGCAAAGGUUUAAUGAUGUUCGUGGGAUUGAAAAAAGAAUAUUCUCGUGAAGAAACUGAAUCUAUAACGCAACGAUGGCAGACUGGCCUUCAUAAUAAUCAUAUUAUUGCAGAAAGAUACAUAAUUGACGACAAUAGAGCAAUUUUCAUGUUUCGCGACGGUGCCCAGGUCAUUGAUGCAAAAGGAUUUCUCUUGGAGCAACCAGAAUUGACAGAAAUAACAUUUGAGGGUCAAACUUUUAAUGGAAAAUAUAAUAAAGAGAAUAUGGCCGAAGAAACAGCAGGUGAAUCAAAGGUAAAAACCAAGAAGAAAAUUUCGAAACCUACUACAGAAACAAAACGUGAAACAGCAAACAAUAAAGAUGAACUAUGAGUCAAAAUAGACGGUGGUGCGGGAAAAGAUAUCUGAUUACCAAUUUUUGCAAUUAUAGACGAUCUUUGCAAUUGUGUAAAUUAUUUCUAAAUGAUAAUGAGUGAAAUUGAUUGUGGUAACUGAAUUAAUUCGUCAUACAUCGUACAAAAGCAUAAAUAGAAGAAGACAUAAGUAAGAGAGGGUUGAUUGAAUCUGAAAUAACAUCUAAACAUGCUCACAAAUGUGCUUUUUUUUUAGUUACUGUUGUUUUUAAAUUUCGAGUGUAUAUGUAUGAAUGAUGCAAUUGUAAGUUCCUUCUGGUGUACCUACAUUAUAUUUUGUACAUUUCGUU
Molecule: messenger RNA, 1225 nt
Organism: Neodiprion fabricii
Lineage: Eukaryota; Metazoa; Arthropoda; Insecta; Hymenoptera; Diprionidae
Gene: boca
Product: LDLR chaperone boca
Exons: 5
Coding region: 241-894 (217 amino acids)
Biological process (GO): protein folding
Source: RefSeq, a predicted model, not a curated record